Molecule: messenger RNA, 4652 nt
Organism: Episyrphus balteatus (marmalade hoverfly)
Lineage: Eukaryota; Metazoa; Arthropoda; Insecta; Diptera; Syrphidae
Gene: sog
Product: dorsal-ventral patterning protein Sog
Exons: 7
Coding region: 1185-4133 (982 amino acids)
Biological process (GO): multicellular organism development
Molecular function (GO): protein binding
Source: RefSeq, a predicted model, not a curated record
AGCUCAAGCUAGAAAAACCACAAUAAAAAAAAAAAAUAAAUAAACGUAUACAAAAUAAAUAAAAAUAAAUAGUAUAUUUAGUAUUCACCAAUACUCAAGCGCUCCGCGCGACAACGACAACGACGUCGACGUUGUUGAUCACAGAUCGCUGAUCACCCCGUCGCGCAGUUGUGAAGAAAAAAUAAAAUAAAAAUACAACAAAAAAAAAAAAAAAAAUAACAAAUUACAAAUAAUAGCGAACAUUUUAAAAAUAAAUACAAAUAUUUAAGAAUAGAUACAACGACGACGCGCCAGACGUUUCAAAUCGAUCGUGUUGCUGGCUUUUUGUAUAGUAAAAUAUCUUUGCUAGCGUCGAGGCAGUCGUCCCCGUGUUGACACCGUCGUCGUCGUUGCGACCGCCACCUUCACCGCCUUCUUCGUUGUUGCCCCUGCCCCUUUUGCCGCUGCCCGGUCGCAGUCACAGUUGCAGUCGCAACCGCGGUCACCGCCAGCACCACCUCCUCCAACACCACCAUUACCACCACCACCGUUGCAGCCGCCGCCGUCAUUGCUGUCAAAUUUGCCGUCGUUGUCGUUAUUGCCGUCGUCAUUGUCGACAUCUAGGAUCUAUCAAUAUUACAAACGCGUACUACAAGCCUUCAUAUAACCCAGCCAUAGCGCGCAGCUAUCUCAGAUUUUUGUUGAGAUACAUUUUCUUGACUUCGUUUUUCCACAUAUUCGAUCGCGAUCACCCUAGCUGCUGCUGUACCCCGUUCCCCAUCCUUCACCGUCCAUAUUUGCCGCCAUUAUACAUUGGUGCCCUUUUCUGCCCUGAGCACUCUCUGUAGAAAUUCGCGUGUGUUUUACUUUUUGUCGUUUCUCUGGCCAACAAGAAAAGUCGAGAAGAAGAGUGUGCAUAAAAAGUAUCUUUAAUAGUGAAAUGUGCAAACAGUUUUGUAUCUUCUGUAACCCUCAUGUGAUGAACCAUCAUGCUCGAUCAUUAGAAAGCUAUCUGUACUCCGAACUCGGCACAGUUAUGUAUAUUUUGAAAAAAUAUAAAAGAAAUAAGUGAAAACAUAGUGAGCUUAUAAAUCAAGUGAUAAAUAAAAAAUAUUAUAACAGUUGAAUAAUAAAUUAAUAUUAAACAAAAAAAAAAAUAUUUUUUUAAAAUUUAAAUAACACAAAAAGGAGAUUAUACUAUAAAUAUGGCAUUGUUGCUCAAUUUAUUGGGAACAUUCAAAGUGUUUCUGCUUUUGAGUGUUUUUCUAGCAACAAUCAAUGCCCGAAGACACUCCCCGUUGCUCGUGGAAGAUCCAGAAGCUAGGCGUCCAAGUCGACAAGGAGCUGAAUGUCAAUUUGGAAAAACUUUACACGAGCUGGGUUCAACAUGGUGGGCGGAUUUGGGUCCACCUUUUGGAGUUAUGUACUGCAUUAAAUGCGAAUGCGUAGCGGUUCCGAAGAAGCGUCGGAUUGUCGCUCGAGUACAAUGUCGAAAUAUCAAAAAUGAAUGUCCACCGGCAAAUUGUGAUGAUCCAAUUUUACUACCAGGCAAAUGUUGCAAAACAUGUCCAGGAGAAUCCAUUGAUCCGGAAAUAGCCUUAGAUGUCCCAAUGCCGGUGAAUAAUGAGGAGGAGGAGCGCAACAUGAAACAUUUUGCAGCCCUAUUAACUGGAAGGACAUCAUAUUUUUUGAAAGGCGAAGAAAUGAAAGCCAUGUACUCAACACACAAUCCACAAAAUGUUGUUGCCACUGGACGAUUUUUGUUCCACAAAAAAAAUCUUUACUAUUCAUUUUAUGUUUCGAACAAAAUAACCAGACCUCGUGCCAUUCAAUUUGUAGAUGAUUCUGGUACCAUACUCGAGGAGCAUAAUCUAACGACACCAUUAAACGGACCGUUGAGUGUUUAUCAGAACACGACUGGAAAGAUUUGUGGCGUUUGGCGUCGUGUACCGCGUGACUAUAAGCGUUUGUUGCGCGACGAACGUUUGCAUGUGGUACUGCUAUGGGGCAGCAAAUACCAAGCCGAACUGGCAUUAGCAGGAAAAGUUGCCAAGUAUACGGCACUUCAAACGGAGCUAUUUAGUACAUUGAUGGAACCGGCGCCAGGAACUAAAUCAGAUCAAAUGGCUGGAGCAGGUGGUACAGCAAUUGUUUCCACAAGCAGUGGAGUUGCGUCAUCCGUUCACUUGACACUGGUCUUCAAUGGGGUAUUUAGUCCCGAGGAAUAUGUCGAUGCACCGGUUAGUAUUCGUAUUGAAUCAUCCGAACGUAAAGAGAUUAUAUUGGAUGAAGUACAGAAAGUACGCAAGCCAUCUGCUGAAGUCAAUGUAUUGGAGAUUUCAUCACCAAUUUCUAUACAAAAUCUUCGUUUACUCAGCCGAGGUAAACUUGUUCUCAUCAUUGAAUCGAAAAAGAAUCCAAAUUUAAAGAUACAGGGCCAAAUUGUGACUCGUGCAACAUGCGAGCUCUUCCAGACACUUUUGGCACCACACAGUUAUGAAUCUAAGGCUAAAGCAAGUGGACUCGCAUGGGUAUACAUGAACACAGAUGGAACCAUGGCAUACAAUAUUCUUACCGAUCACCUUAAUGCCAAGGAACGACCAGAAAUCAGUUUGAUUGAAGAUAUUGGCAAAAGGAAGACCGUUCUUGAGGAUCUGACACAAUCAUUCAACUUCGAUCAAGCCAUUGGAACCAUUGACAAGAUCAGUCCCAAAAUAAUUGAAUCUCUAUAUGGUGGCGAUUUGGGAGUCAACAUUGCAAUUGAAAGUGAUGCAAAUCUAAUUCGUGGUCGUUUAAUACCACGUCCCGUUGCCGAUGCUCGUGACUCAGCCGAACCAAUUCUGCUGAAACGACAAGAUACAUCAAGUCCAGCUCAUCUCAUGGGAAUGGCAUGGAUUGCCAUUGAUAAUGAUUGCAAUUUACACUAUGAAGUCACUGUUAAUGGAUAUUUCAGUAAUCAACAGGAAUUCCAAAUCUACCUGGAAGAGAAACCAAUUGAGGCAAUUGGCGCACCCAUUACCCGAAAGAUGUUGGAAGAAUUCAGUGGCCCGUAUAUGGAAGGUUAUGUGCUAGGUAUGGCAGCAAAUGAGCUCAUAAAAUUAGAAACAAGUGUGUGUUAUUUGGAAAUUUAUUCAAAAGAACGACAGGAGCUCCUGCUGCGCGGCAAACUUAAAUCAACCAAGGUGCCAAGUCAUUGUUUCCCCUCGUACACUGAUAACAAUGUGCCGAGUGUUAUUGUUCCGGGCGAUCACAAUGGACCAAUUAUACCGGAAACGGAUACAAAAUGUUAUCAUUCGGGACGUUUCUACGAUGAAGCUGAACAAUGGCGAAGCUCACAGGAACUAUGCACAAUGUGUGCUUGCCAGCAUGGACGUGUUACAUGCGAUGCUAUAAAAUGUCCGACUCUGAAAUGCCGCCAGGGUGAGGAUUUGAUUUUACGUGAUGGUGAAUGUUGUCCUACGUGUAUUUCGCCGAAUAUAGUUUUGCAAACAAACAAUUCAGCUGAACGUGGUUGUCGGUUAGGGGAUCAGUUUCAUUUGGCAGGUGCAACAUGGCAUCCAUAUUUGCCACCAAAUGGUUUUGACACUUGUGCAACUUGUACGUGUGAUCCGUUGACUCUGGAAAUUCGUUGCCCCCGAAUGGCUUGCCCAGCAUUGACAUGUCCCGAAAAACUAGCAUAUCGACCAAACAAAAAGGCCUGUUGCAAGGUUUGCCCUGAAGGAAAGACAACACAACAUGGUGACAAGUCAGGACCAAUCAAUCCAAAUAUACUACAGGAUCAGGCAUCACCACGUGCUGCGAUAAAAUCAACCGAGGAAAUUCUAUCAAAUGGAGGAUGCAAAGUUGGAGCUUCACUGCAUGAGAAUGGUCAGGAAUGGCAUCCAGUUGUAGUGUCAUAUGGUGAACAGAAAUGCAUCAAAUGUCGUUGCAAGGAUUCAUAUGUAUCCUGUCAAAGGAGAUGCACACGGGCAGCAUGCAACAACCGAGUGUCGUCGAAAAGAAAACCAUUCGGAACGACUGAUAAUGACGAAUGUUGUUCAUCACAAUGCCGACGAUCACGGAGACAUCAACAACACAGAAGGACGCACAGGGAUAGGGAAGAAAAAGCAGCAACAGGAUCAGCAACUAAAGCGCCUGUUGCGAGUCGAAGCUGAAGAACCAUAGGCUCAUUUAAUGUUUAAAAUAUAUAUUAAUCUAUAUUCGAAAACACUUAAUUAUAUAUUUAUACAUAUAAUGCACCACUAUAGUCGCACGCAAAAUACGCACACACAUACACACAUUGAUACAGUUAACUACAUGAGUUAAACAUUUAAUUUAUUUCAAAAGGACCUUAGAAGGGAUAAUUGCAGAGGGGAGGUUUCCGUAGAAUCACAUAUAUGAAUUCCAAAAGAAAAAUCUUUUCCCAAAGCAAAUAAAUCCAUUAUUUGUAGGUCAAAAUUGAAGAAAAAAAAACUUUCAUUAAAAACAAAACAAAAAAUCCCACAUGGAAACACCAGCGUCGACUGGGGGGGAGGGGGAGUACAAAAGGCUUUUGAUUUUCAUAUGAAUUUUUUUUUGUACUGUUUAUACUACUUAAAUAAAAAAAAUUCAUAAAAAGAUACAUAGGACCAUGUAUAUAAAAAAAAAAAGAUUUAUGAGAGAUUUUCAAAAACAAAAAAAAAAAAAAUUAGAAA